AUGUGCGGGCCUACCAUCACCACCGUGCCCUUGCACGUCCGCCUUGAUCGUGAUAUUCUGGUCAUCGAAUUCCUACAACGGCUGCAGCAACAGGCCGCCGACAUGAUCGCGUACGAGCACACUGGGCUGCAGCGAAUCCGGCAGCUGAGUGCCGAGGCCCAGGCCGCCUGUGAUUUCCAGGAUCUGCUCGUCAUUCACGCUGGUGGAGAAGAGGAGAUCCCUGAAUCGACCAUUGGACUGCAACGCAAAGAGCUGGCAGGUCCGGACCAGGCCGGGGAUACUGGAUUCCACACGUACAGUUUGGUCUUGGAAUGCGUUGCCCACAGGGGCCAUGUCGACGUGACCGCGGACUACGACGAGACGACUCUGCCUCCAGCGCAGAUGAUCCAUGUCCUGCAUCAGUUCGAGCAUGUCCUGCAGCAGCUGCACAACGUGCAACAGAACGACACAUGCACGCUUUCCGAGAUCAGCCUCAUCAGCACGUAUGAUCUCCAGCAGAUCGAGACCUGGAAUGCAGGCAGCCUCGCCCCGCGGGAGGCCCUGGUCCACCACCUCUUUGAGCGUCAAUCCCAGGCUUCUCCCGACGCACCUGCCAUUUGCGCGUGGGACGGGGACUGCACUUACGCAGAGCUAGAUGCCUUAGCCACGCAGCUCGCUCUGCAGCUGGUAGGCAAGGGAAUCGGUGCUGAGGCCAUUGUGCCUGUGUGCUUUGACAAGUCGAUGUGGGCGAUUGUCGGCAUGCUGGCGAUCCUCAAGGCCGGCGGUGCCUGCGUGGCCCUCGACCCUUCGCACCCUCUGAGCCGCAGAGAGACCAUUAUCCACGACACCGGGGCACGCAUUGUCCUCGCCGGGUCGGAGAGCAUUGCACAAGAAAUGCGCCCGCUCGUCGAAGAGUGCAUUGUAAUCGAUCGGGAAGCGUGCAGCAAGCAGCCUUCCUUCACCGGGUCGAUGUUGACUACCCUCCAACGCAUGAAGCCGGCAUCGCCAGAAAAUGCAGCCUUCCUGAUCUAUACGUCUGGAAGCACGGGCACACCAAAGGGCGUUGUCCUCGAACAUUCGAAUGUGGCGUCUAGCAUGGCCGCCCACGGCCCUGCGCUCGGCUUUCAACCCGGUGUGCGCGUUCUUCAAUUCGCCUCGUACACCUUCGAUAUCAGCAUCCAAGACAUCUUCACGACGUUGACCAACGGUGGGUGCGUGUGCGUGGUCGGUGAGGACCAGCGCUUCAACGACCUCGCCGGUGCAGUCAACCAGAUGGGUGUGACGUCCGCCUGCCUGACCCCGACAGUAGCACAGCUGCUGAAUCCACGAAACGUGCCGACGCUGAAAUCGCUAACUCUCGCCGGAGAGGCCGUCACCGAGAAGGUUCGCCGGAUCUGGAGCUCCACCGAAGCUGCCCUGGAUCGCUUCAGCAACUGCUAUGGCCCAGCCGAGAGCACGAUCUACUGCUCGUGGAACGGACAAGUUGACAAUCCAGAGCGGCGCCCGUCCAACAUCGGCAAAGGAUUAUCUAGUCGUCUCUGGAUCGUCGAGCCUGACAACGUCCACAAACUGGCUGCCGUUGGCUGUGUGGGAGAGCUGGUCAUUGAGGGCCCUCUCCUUGCUCGCGGCUACCUAAACGACCCUGCAAAGACCGCUGAGCGCUUCACCCUCGACCCCGACUGGGCCUCGAGCAGAGAACCAGGCGCAAUGGCGAGACGCAUGUACAAGACCGGCGAUCUCGUUCGAUACAAUCCGGCCGACGGGACAAUCGACUAUCUCGGUCGCAACGACAGCCAGGUCAAGGUCAACGGGCAGCGAGUCGAAAUGGGCGAGAUCGAGCAUCACCUCCUCUCCGGGGACGAGGUGCAGGAUGGCGCCGUCUUGCUGCCCACUGCUGGGGUCGCCAAGGGUCGUCUGGUCGCGAUUGUCUCCCUCAGAGCCGCCACUGCGAUGGCGGAUGUGACCGAUUUGAGCCUCUCUCCGCUGCCCCAUAGUGACAGCCGCCUGAUCCAGCAACAGCUCGGGCUUGUUCGUUCAACGAUUGCAGAUGCCCUCCCCGGGUAUAUGGUGCCCUCCGCGUGGCUGGUGGUGCAGCGCCUGCCUCUGAACCGCUCCGGCAAGUACGAUCGCCCUCGCCUGAUGCAGUGGCUGGCCGAGAUGGAAGGCCAGACCUUUGAAGCCGCCGUGAGCGUAGCCGAGGAGGAGAUUGACCACGUGGUGCCUCGCACCCUGGUCGAGGAGCAACUGCAGACGAGCGUGUCGGAGAUACUGAACAAGCCCACAGACCUCAUCGCCAUCAAUAAGCCGUUCGUUGCCCUGGGAGGAGACUCUAUCACCGCGAUGCAACUCACCGCACACCUGCGCAGUCAAGGGUGGAUGGUCUCCGUCAAGCAGAUCCUGCAAGCGCGCUCAAUGACGGAUCUGGGUCACAGCAUUCGUCCUGCUAGGGAGCUGUCCAUCGCCCACGUGAGCCAGGCGGACGCCAUCAACACCCCCUUCAGUCUGUCGCCCAUGCAGCAGUUUUACUUUGAGCUCUCGCGCGGUCAGCCCACGCACUUCAACCAGAGCUUCCUUCUACGCCUCCGGGAGCCCCUUGCGAGCGGCCAUAUCGAGGAUGCCGUGCGCAGGGUGGUCAAGAUGCAUUCGAUGCUCCGCGCCCGAUUCCAAUCGGCCACAGACGUGGUGGGUGGGUGGCACCAGCUCGUGACAGCCCAACCCCACGCAUAUACUCACUACAGGGCACAGACAAGGGAAGAAAUGAACCAGAUCAUCACUCGGACACAGACGAGUAUCGAUAUCCGCCAGGGGCCAGUCUUCGCGGUCAAUGGAUUCGAGUUCGAGGGCGCACAGGUGCUGUUCAUGGUCGCGCACCAUCUGGUCAUCGAUCUCGUCUCCUGGCGCAUUAUUCUGCAAGACCUGGAGGCUCUUCUUGCUCACCGUGAACCGCCUUCAGCCUUGUCCCCCAGCCUCUCCUUCCAGCCGUGGCUCCGUGCACAAGAGGCCUAUGCCCGUCGCUCAUUGACGCACCCCGAGAAGGUCCUGCCGCGUGCGAUUGCGGUGUCAGACGUCGCCUUCUGGGGUCUUGAAGAGGGGGCGAACUUGCAUGCGACUGCCACACACCGGCACUUCACGCUGAACAAGGCUGCCAGCGCCGCUUUGCUGGAACCUGCUGUCCACAGGGCCUUGCGCACUGACACGAGCGAUGUUCUGCUCGCCUCGCUCCUGCUAUCCUUCCACAAGGUCUUUGGCAGUCUGCGCGAGAUGCCUGCCGUGUUCAGUGAGAGUCACGGGCGUGAACCCUGGGACGACUCGAUCGACCUUUCGACCACCGUCGGCUGGUUCACCACCCUGAUGCCGCUGUACGUGGCGGCCAGCGAGAUGACCAGCCCAGUCGACCUGGUCCGCCUUGUCAAGGAUCGCCGCCGAUCGACUCCGGCCAACGGCUGGGAAUACUUCACUGCCCGGUCCUUGACGCCGGAGGGACAGGCCGCCUUUGCCGGGCACAGCCAGAUGGAGCUGCUGUUCAACUUCCAGGGCCAGUACCAGCAGUUGGAAAGCGCCGAGAGCCUACUUCAACCCGAGGCCCGCGAUGGACUCGAUAUCGCCGAUAUUGGCCCUGCGACCCCCCGCAUGGCCGUCAUUGAAGUCUCCUCGAUGGUUGUGCAGCAGCUGGUUGCCUUUGAUUUCACAUUCCCUGCCAACUGCCUGCACCAGGACACGAUCGAGCAAUGGACGGCCGAGUUUGCACGAUCGACACAGGAAGUAAGCAGCCUUCUCCUUGCGACACUCCCUCGUCCCACCCGGAGCGACUUUCCUCUCCUGCCCCUGCCGUACGAGGGCCUCGAUCGUCUCGCUCAGCAGCAGUCCCUUUUCAGGCAGCACGGCGACGACUCAGUCAAUGCUAUCGAGGACAUUUAUCCUUGCUCGCCCGUCCAGCAAGGUCUGCUUCUGGCGCAGCGCCUCACACCGGGUGCGUAUGAAGUAAGAUUCACCUUUGAAGUCGCACCCCAAAUAUCAGGAGCCCCAGUCGAUGUCGAGCAGCUGUUCGCCGCCUGGCAACACGUGGUCGACCGUCACGCUGCACUGCGAACCUUCUUUAUCGACGGGGUGUCCGAAGGCAACAUGUUUGACCAGGUCGUCCUGCGUCAAGUGCAAGCGCCCACCACGCUCCUCCACUGCGUCGACCGUCCUGACAUGCUGAGGAGGCUCGCAGCGCUACCGACCACUGCCAAAGACCCGGCCAGUCCAGCACACCGUCUGAUCGUCUUCAAGGGAAUGGACGGCGAGGUCUACUGCAGUUUCGAGAUCAAUCAUGCGCUCAUCGACGCUGUAUCCAUGGGUCUUAUCUUGCGUGACGUGAGCCACGCCUAUGCUCGCCAGCUGCCCCGUGCACGCGGCCCACUGUACAGCAGCUACAUUGGCUAUCUCCAAUCUGCGGGUGCAGACACCGCGAUCGAGCACUGGACCACCCACCUCAAGGGCAUCGAGCCAUGCCAUUUCCCUCUGUCCCACGAGCACUCCGAGGGCCGUGAGCUACGGCGAGCGGAUAUCCAGGUGCAGGUGUCUGGCUCGCAGAUGCAGCAGAUCUCGCAGGCAACUGCAGUGACCGUCGCCAGCGUGCUCAAGACAGCCUGGGGGCUGGUCCUGCGGGCGUUUGUGCGCCAGGACGACAUUUGCUUCGGCUCGCUGGCAUCUGGGCGAGAUGUGGCGCUGCAGGACAUCAACGAAACUGUCGGCCCUUUCAUCAACAUGCUCGUUGCCCGGAUGGUUGUCGAUCCGGCCAUGAGCAUCGCCGGCCUUUUGCGCCAGGUCCACGCGGACCACCUUCGUGCCAUGGAGUACCAGCACUGCUCGCUGGCCGACAUCCAGCACCGGCUGAAUCUCGGAGGCCGGGCCUUGUUCAACACUAUGAUGUCCAUCCAGCGCAGCUCAGCGCAGAGCGUUGCCGAUAUGGCUCUUCACUUUGAGGCUCUGAGCUCGCAUGAUCCCACCGAGGUGAGCUAUAGCAUUUCUUCUUGUCUCUCCUUUAUCUCCACUUUGAGCUUCAUUUUGCUGACUCUAUAUAGUACGACAUUACAUUACACAGUGAAGUGA
Penicillium manginii is the source of this 5073-nucleotide messenger RNA. RefSeq lists its product as uncharacterized. Lineage: Eukaryota; Fungi; Ascomycota; Eurotiomycetes; Eurotiales; Aspergillaceae. The transcript has a single exon. The record is from RefSeq and is a predicted model, not a curated record. The coding region runs from base 1 to 5073 and encodes 1690 amino acids. Gene Ontology annotation, molecular function: catalytic activity.